UUUUUUUCUGCAAUGACUUUUAUGUUAUUUGUUUCUCGUGUCUGAUCAGCCGGAUGUUCCGGUUCAACUAUCUGUUUGAGUUUUAGCGGUUUGUCAAACAAUGGAUGAACAGACUAAAUUUGUUUUGCGCAGGAUAUUUAAAAAAAUACCGAGCAGAAAUAUCGAGGAUCUUCUGAAAAAUUGGAAUUGUUUAAAUGCAGAUCAACUGCGCGCGCUGGAUUACACCAGACCCAAAUGGACUUUAGUGGAAAGCAUAAUCAGUUUCUGCGAGGAGAGAAGAUUGAACCUGAAGCAUAUAACCAAUUUGGAAAUGAUCAACCGUAUAGAAAACCCUGAUAAUGACACCUGGCAUACAUGUCAACUUGUUGAGCCACAAGAUGAUGCACGUUUUGUGGAGUUGACACAGUUUAAGGAGCAGCUUAAAGCAUACUUAGAGGGGGUUAUCAGACAUAUUUCCAUUAAGAUAAAGAAACAUGAGGAUGAGGCUUUAUGGAUGAGGAUCGCUUGGGGAGAUAACUUCAGCAAACCCAAUCACCUCAAGCCAACCUAUGUUGUUCACCAUCUGCAUACCUCUUAUGUGUUCAUCUGCAACCUCAUGGCAAAACACAAGAUCAUUCUAUAUCAGGCUUUGACUGUAUCCACUAAACAUGGGUCAAUCAAGGAUGCACACCUGAGCAACAGAAGUCUUACUGCAAUGAGGACUCUCCUACUGCGACAUUAUCAGCAGGUUUUUCCGAACAAUCACUCAAUGAUCUUAGACGAAGGAAACACUUGUGCCUCUCAUCCCUGUAUUGAAAAGGAACAUGCUCCCCAUGAAGAAAGAAGGGAUCAGUUGGCCUGUGAAGCAUUUGGGGACAGCCCUACUCCAAAGCUGGAGACAGCUGUGUAUAGACUCGAGACGAGAUACAGGGGAAAUGGCAAGACCACCUUGAGUGAGAAGGAGGAAUUAUUCAGAGGUGUUGUUAAGUUCUCAAGCACCAGUCUGCUACAGUCCUUGCGACACUGUGUUGCUUCAGGUCACCACUUCCCAUUCUCCGCACUGCCAUCAGGUCUGGGCAUGAACUGCAUCCUGCGGUAACCUUGGAACAAUGAGACAAGACUGGCUGGAUGGCUGAAGGUCCAGUUACUCCACUAUUGUCUGCCAUCACUCAGAAAGGAAGGAAUUAUUUCGUCAUCACAGAUAAAGGACCCGGUGUGUCCAGCUAAGUGUCAGUACAAAUUUUCGGAUGACUGAGGACACCGAUGUUUCAUUCGCUGGGACAUGCAUUUGCAAUACUGUGCAUGCGGCAAAGUUGAAAAAUGAUUUGCAUGUAUUGUCUCUGUAUUGUUCAUAGUCAUGAGAGAGGACAUGACACCGCUGAAUUUUGCUGCAAUGCUGAUUGAGCGACAAAAUAUAAUGUUUUUACAGUUGAAUCUAAUUAAUACAUUUAUUAGCAUUUUUUAUCUUGUUUCUUUAAAAAUGAUUUUAAAUAAAGGAUUUGAUCAUUAUAUAAAAAACAUACUGUGUAAUUCCUAGGUUGUUGCUUGUUCUGUACACUUUGAUUGAAUAAGUACAAAGUGUAAAUUUUUAGACCACUUGUAUGUUGUUAUUUUGAAUUAUUAAUCUUUUUACCUGAUUUCUUUUAAAGGUUUAAAUUAAUGUAACCUUUAACCAAGUUUAUUCACAACAGCCAGAUCGUUUGCUUGCAUACAGACCGAAAAAUAAAUUAUAUAAAAAAACA
This is a messenger RNA of Triplophysa dalaica, 1721 nucleotides long. RefSeq names its product centromere protein N (gene cenpn). Gene Ontology annotation, biological process: CENP-A containing chromatin assembly; chromosome segregation. The record is from RefSeq and is a predicted model, not a curated record. The transcript has 11 exons. NCBI's taxonomy places the organism in Eukaryota, Metazoa, Chordata, Actinopteri, Cypriniformes, Nemacheilidae. Bases 101 to 1078 code for a protein of 325 amino acids.